This is a messenger RNA of Ilyonectria robusta, 1047 nucleotides long. RefSeq lists its product as uncharacterized. The annotation marks the transcript as partial. Lineage: Eukaryota; Fungi; Ascomycota; Sordariomycetes; Hypocreales; Nectriaceae. The transcript is spliced from 2 exons. The record is from RefSeq and is a predicted model, not a curated record.
AUGCCGCUCAUAUACGGAGAGGGAAACAACGCAUUCACGCGGUUGCAGGAAGAGAUCGAGAAGAAGGAUGCAGAAGGCACCAGACAGAAGUUUCUUCUGUCGAAACUUCCUGUGAUUCCUCAAGCAGCCUUCAACUCACUUGAGAAUCAGCAUGGAUCCAUGUGUCUUACAGGCACCCGAGUCCAACUGCUCCAAGAGAUCAUCGGAUGGGUCGAUGGACCAGACAAGAGUUGCAUCUUCUGGCUCAACGGGAUAGCUGGCACGGGCAAGUCCACUGUUGCUCGUACGAUAGCUAGGACAUUCCAUGACCGAGGGUGUCUGGGGGCAAGCUUCUUCUUCUCCAGAGGUGGAGGAGAUGUAUCUCGUGCGGACAGAUUAUUCACGACUCUUGCAUGGCAGCUAGCUGCCAAGAUACCACAAAAUAUUGCGGAUCAAUCUCUUCGGGAUCAAUGGGACCAGUUGAUCUUCAAGCCUCUUUCGAAGCUCGGCAGCAAAACUCCUCCAUCAACUAUUGUAAUAGUGAUGGACGCACUAGAUGAGUGCAAUAGCGAGAGAGACGUCCGAAUUAUUCUCAGGCUCUUGGCUUCAACCAAGUCGCUAAAAGGCAUACGCCUGCGGGUAUUCAUUACAAGCAGACCAGAGAUUCCCAUCCGCUGCAGCUUCUAUCAGAUACCGGAAGCCGAACGACACAUCUUCCUUCUUCACGACAUACUACCGGAAAUCGUGGAUCAUGACUUGGGUCUUUUCUUUGAACACAACCUCACAAAGAUCAGAGAAGAACGUGGCUUUGACAAGAACUGGCCCGGAAUGCAAAGUAUCAGGCGCUUGAUAGAGAUUUCGGGUGGUCUCUUCAUCUGGGCUUCGACUGCGUGUCGUUUCAUUCGCGAGGGCAGACGGCUUGCCGUAAACCGCCUAUCCGAUCUGCUCAUUGGUCAGUGCUCGGGCGUAGGCCCUGAGAAGAAACUGGACGAUAUUUAUACGACAGUUCUGAGGGGCUGCAUUCAGCAGGAAUACAAUGACCAGGAGAAACAAGUGGUGUACGACAUG